AUGCUGGCCUUUUCCGAGCCAAGGCUCUCUACCACGGUUCUGAUUGUGGGUGCAGGUUCAACUGGACUCGCUUUAGCCCAGGGCUUACGGAAGGCUGGAAUUCCUUCCAUCGUGGUAGAAAAACAUGAGACCCUUCAUGCUCAAUCCCGUGACUGGAACAUGGGCUUGCACUGGGGUGCAAGUUCAUUAAAAGCUCUCCUGUCAGAAGAGCAAUGGGCGCGCAUUCAGUCAGUGCAAGUCGACCCCAAUGAGCCCACGGCAGAACAUGAUGCUCUCAAAUUCUUCAACGGGCAGUCGGGAGAGAUCAUGGCGUCCAUACCCGCGCGCCUUUUCUAUCGACUACGUCGCCGAAAGUUACGAGAUCUCAUGGAGCAAGGGUUGGAUGUUCGAUACGGCAAGAAGCUCGAUGCAAUCGAAUAUUCCGCCGAUGGUCAAUAUGCCGUUGCAAUAUUCGAAGAUGGUUCAUCUCUCUUGUCUAAACUUAUAGUAGGCGCUGAUGGAGCCCAGUCGAAAACACGGCAGCUCCUACUGGGGCCUGGUCUGGGACAGGUCCGCCGGCUUCCUUACUGCGCAACGUUCGUUCAGGCGCAGUAUUCCGCUGAGCGUGCUCGAUUUCUGCGACAGUUCCACCCUCUUUACCUUGCUGGAAUCAACCCCGAGGGGUAUUUUUCUUUCUUCGGCGUACAUGAUGCGACAGACCGCGAUAAACCUGAAACCUGGACCUUUUUCUUCUACAUAUCAUGGCAUUCAUCUCUACAAGAGCAGAAAGAGACAGCUGGUUGGACCAACUCCCAACGGCUAAAGCAAGUCAAAAAGUUUGCCCAGUCAUUUACCGACCCCUGGAGGAGCGCGUUCGAAUGGCUGCCGGAUGAUCACCAAGCUUGGUACAUGGGCUUGAGUGACUUCGACCCGCGGGCCAAGGACCACAGGUGGGAUAAUCACGGGGGGCGGGUAACAUUGGCCGGCGAUGCAGCACACGCAAUGACAUAUCAGCGUGGCCAGGGUUUAAAUCAUUCGAUCACGGACGCAGCCAACCUAGUGGAAGCGGUGCGACGCAUGGUGUGUGGAACGGCGACCCAGGCGAGCGCUAUAGCAGACUAUGAAGACGAAAUGAUCGCCCGAGCGGGCGGCGAGGUCAGCCUCUCUACUGUCAACACGGUGAUGCUGCAUGACUGGCAGAAAGUGCUACAAUCACCGGUUCUAACGUCCGGUAUGAAACGAUCUAGCCAGGACCGAAAUUAG
Aspergillus ibericus CBS 121593 is the source of this 1242-nucleotide messenger RNA. Its product is annotated as FAD-dependent oxidoreductase. Lineage: Eukaryota; Fungi; Ascomycota; Eurotiomycetes; Eurotiales; Aspergillaceae. The record is from RefSeq and is a predicted model, not a curated record. The transcript has 3 exons. Gene Ontology annotation, molecular function: FAD binding. The coding region runs from base 1 to 1242 and encodes 413 amino acids.